UUCAUUGCUUUCUGCUUUAAGCAGCAUUAGUACUAUUUAUAGAUAUAGCCGAACAAUAGAGUUCUCCAGAAUAUAAAUUCAAUGGAUGUUCUUUCUUUAUUGAUCAUUGUUGCAUAUAUACUUAUCCCUUCUCUCAAAUUUUCCAUAGCAGUUGAUACCAUUCUUCUAUCCCAGUCCAUCAGUGAUGGCAUCACCUUGGUUUCCCAAGGUGGAAAAUUUGAACUUGGUUUCUUCAGCCCUGAGAAUUCCAACAAACGUUAUCUGGGAAUUUGGUACAAGAAUAUCCAAAUUCAGACGGUUGUUUGGGUUGCAAACGGGGUCAACGCCAUCAAUGAUUCCUCUGGAAUCUUAACACUGAACAGCACUUGCAACCUUGUCCUUAGACAACAUGACGAGGUUGUUUGGUACACAACAUCUGAAAAACAAGCACAGAAUCCAGUGGCACAGCUUCUAGAUUCAGGGAAUCUCGUGGUAAGAGACAAGAGUGAAGAAAACCCUAAAGCCUAUUUGUGGCAAAGCUUUGAUUACCCAUCUGAUACAGCACUGCCAGGGAUGAAGUUGGGAUGGAACCUCAGAAUUGGUCUGAAUUGGAGAAUGACAUCUUGGAAGAGUCCUUAUGAUCCAUCCCCAGGAGACUUUUAUUGGGGUUCAUUUCUCUAUAAUUAUCCUGAGGUUUAUCUUAUGAAGGGAACAGAAAAGUAUGUAAGAAUUGGACCAUGGAAUGGCCUUUAUUUUAGUGGCAUACCAGAUCAAAAGCCUAACCCCAUUUAUGAUUUCAUAUUCAUAUCCAAUAAGGAUGAGAUGUACUACAUGUAUAGCCUCAAGAAUGUUUCUGUAAUCUCAAGAUUGGUAGUGAAUCAAACCACUUCUAUGUGUUACCGAUAUGUAUGGAUGGAAGAUGAACAAAUUUGGAAGGUUUAUAAGUCACUUCCAAAAGACAAUUGUGACUAUUAUCGCCUCUGUGGAGCCUACGGAACUUGCAUAAUUACAGGCUCCCAAAUCUGCCAAUGUUUAAGAGGGUUCAGUCCCAAGUCACCAGAAGCAUGGAACUCAUCUGAUUGGACUCAAGGAUGUGUCCGUAAUAAACCAUUAAACUGCACUGAGAAACUCAAGGAUGGAUUUGUGAAAGUGGAAGGUGUAAAAGUGCCAGACACUACACAGACUUUGGUGGAUGAGACAAUAGGUCUAGACGAAUGCAGAUUCAAGUGCUUGAAUAACUGUUCUUGCAUGGCCUAUACUAAUUCAGACGUAGCGGGAGCAGGUAGUGGCUGUGUCAUGUGGUUUGGUGAUCUAAUUGAUAUUAGACAGUUUCAAGAUGCUGGGCAGGAACUAUAUAUUCGAAUGGAUGCUUCAGAAUUAGGUAAGGAAGAACAAGAUGGGCACAAGAAGGAGCUGACAAUAAUAGUUGCUACCACCAUUGCUAUAAUUUCAGUGAUGCUAUUUGUUGGUUGUUGUCGUAUCUACAUUGCACGGCGCAGGAUAACUGCAGAGAAUUCAGAUAUUUUAGAACUAACGGAAGGUGAUCAAAAUAGAGGAGGUAGUGAGGAUGAUCUUGAUCUCCCAUUUCUCGACCUUUCAACAAUAGUGACUGCCACUGAUAACUUCUCAAUAAAGAACAAGAUUGGAGAAGGUGGUUUUGGACCUGUUUACAAGGGAAAACUAGUAACUGGACAAGAAAUUGCUGUGAAGAGGCUUUCAAGAAGCUCCGGACAAGGAAUGACUGAGUUCAAGAAUGAAGUAAAACUGAUAGCAAAACUUCAGCACCGAAAUCUUGUUAAGCUUCUUGGUUGUUGCAUUCAGGGACAAGACAGAAUGCUGGUUUAUGAAUACAUGACUAACCGUAGCUUGGAUUGGUUGAUUUUUGAUGAAUCUAAAAGCAAAUUGCUAGAUUGGCCAAAGCGCUUCAACAUUAUCUGUGGAAUUGCUCGAGGUCUUCUCUAUCUUCAUCAAGAUUCUAGAUUGAGGAUAAUUCAUAGAGACCUCAAAACAAGUAAUGUUUUGCUUGAUGACAAGCUAAAUCCGAAAAUAUCAGAUUUUGGCAUUGCUAGAAUCUUUGGAGGAGAUCAGACAGAAGGCAACACAAAGCGAGUAGCUGGAACUUAUGGCUACAUGGCACCAGAAUAUGCUGCUGAUGGACUUUUCUCUAUGAAAUCUGAUGUUUUUAGUUUUGGUAUUUUGUUGCUGGAGAUUAUAAGUGGAAAGAGAAGUAGAGGUUUUUAUCUCGAAAACCACACUCCUAACCUUGUAACUCAUGCAUGGAGUCUUUGGAAAGAGGGAAGGGCUUUAGAACUGAUUGACUCAAACAUAGAGUACUCUUGUGUUCUAUCAGAGGUAUUGCGUUGCAUCCAUGUUAGUCUCUUAUGUGUUCAGCAAUACCCUGAGGAUAGGCCUGUAAUGUCUUCUGUGGUUCUAAUGUUGGGAAGUGAGAGUGAAUUAGCUGAGCCAAAAGAGCCUGGUUUUUAUGUAAAAAAGGAUUCGGAUGCAGCAACUUCUUACUCAGGUAGAAGUGAAAUGAUCUCAACCAAUGGAAUAACUAUCACCUUAUUAGAAGCUCGAUGAAAAUAGAUGAAAUUAAAAACAAACUACAACAUUGAUCAUGUGAGUACAUAUCAGAGAAACUUUCAAAUAUGCACUGAUUGAUAUGUAACAACAGAGAAGAAGAUUUUUUCAGUUCUUUUAUUGUUUAGGCAUAGAUACUGUAUAAAAAGAGGUUACAUAGUCAGAGAUGAUUGUGCUAUAGGAAGUUGGUAACCACAGAGAUAAAAAG
Molecule: messenger RNA, 2767 nt
Organism: Gastrolobium bilobum
Lineage: Eukaryota; Viridiplantae; Streptophyta; Magnoliopsida; Fabales; Fabaceae
Product: G-type lectin S-receptor-like serine/threonine-protein kinase At4g27290
Exons: 7
Coding region: 82-2559 (825 amino acids)
Biological process (GO): recognition of pollen; protein phosphorylation
Molecular function (GO): protein serine/threonine kinase activity; ATP binding
Source: RefSeq, a predicted model, not a curated record